UGAUGUUAUAGCACUAUAAUCGUGAAAUUGUUGUAAGAUUCACAUGUUUUAUUUAUUAAUUAAUUUAUUAUUUUCUCUUAAUAAAUAUUAUUAUUGUGACAAGUGAUUGUAAAAAUAGAGACAAUGGAAUAAAUAUUUGUCACUCAACUUUGAUGGAAAAUUGUAAAAUAAUUGAAUAAAUGAAACAUUAAAAAAUAUUUUACGACUGGACUGGAAAUUUAAAAUAACAAUAUGAAUCGGGUAAUAAAAGAUGAGAGCUGUAUACCGAAAGAAGCGUUACUAGUUAAAGUACCAAGUAUAAUAAAUCCGUAUUAUAUGCGAAUGUAUGAAGUCGAUAACCAUGCAUUCAAAGCGAAUGCAAUUCGUAAAAAAUUGGAAAUCUACGCUAAGAAGAAUCUCAAUUUUCAAAAAGAAGUCAAAGAAAUGUUAAACUUAAACGAUUCCUUAAUUGUAAUGAGCAGUCCCGAUAAUGAUAUUCCAGCAUGGUAUUGUAGAGGAAUUUUAGGACAUAUGACUGAUGAUCAAAUGAAAUUUAAUGUUUUUCUACCUGAUUAUGGAAUUUCUUCUAUUUUGACGCCAAGUGAUUUUCGUAAAGUACCAGAAGAUGCUAUUCCCGAUAAAUAUUUGUCAGAAACAAUUGCAUUAAAUAAUAUUCUUCCAGCAUCUGUUGCCAAAAAUAAUAAAUCAAAAGUAAAAACUAUCGUAACUAUUGUUGAAGAAUGGACAGAAUCAGCUAUUGGUUUCACAAAAGAAUUAGUAGGUGCUUCAAAUAGAAUUUAUUUUCAUCCUACCGGUCACGAUGAAAAUGAAAAAUUAUUUGGCGAAUUAUAUUUAGAUAUUGAAGAUGAAAUAAUAAUACUUAGCAAAGCUUUAACUUACAGUUUCUUCGCUGUUAAGUUAAAUAAAUCUCUUUUGAAUGUUAUGUAUAGUCCAGAUUCAUUUAAAAAUGGUGAAGUAAAAAGAAUUAAUGGUAGCAUAUUAAUUGAUCAAUGUUAUUUGGAUGACGAACCUCAUGAAUUAGCAUUAAAAGUAAAGGAAAAAAAUUCCGAUGAUUCGAGCGCAAGUAACGAAACAGGAACUGAAGGCGAAAAAUUUAGUAGUCAGGAUUGUAAUAUUGUUGCAAUUGAUGGAAGACAAAAGAAUAUGUUUAAAAAACACGAUCAAGAGAUAUUUGUUCGAAGUAAAUUUGCUUGUAAAUGUUUAGAAAAUAUUGUAGACGCACGAUUUCCUGAAAAAAUUCAUAAAGUUCUUGAAAAUCAACAUAUUAAUCGACCAAUGAAAAUUGAAUCGUAUAUGUGGCCAGCUAUUGCAAAAGGUCUUGAUGUUAUUGCAAUAAGUUCUUCACGCGCUGGAAAAACUUUUGGCUAUUUAUUGCCAAUUGCUAGUUAUUUGGCUACAAAUAAACUCGCUACAGGAACAAAACCAACUACAUUAGUUCUUUGUUCAUCGUCAUCAAAUGUUGAUACAAUUGCUAACCUUUUUCAAGAAUUUUUACAAGAUUAUCCACACAUUAAAGUUGUUUCUGCAUUAAAUGGAAAACCAGAAAAUACCCUAAUGGCACAUAUACUUAAUGGAUGUCAAGUACUCGUAUCAACAGUGCCAUUUUUGACUAGAUUUCUCCGGAAAUAUGGAAAAAAUGAUGUUCUUAAUUUAGACUUGAGUCGACUUCGACAUAUAAUUCUUGAUGGCGGUGAUGUUAUGUUAGACAAAUACAUGGAAUCGAUGAUGGAAAUAUUUAUAAAACAUGAAGUAAUACGUGAGAAACAUGAUUUACGAGAUAAUGAUUUAUCGCUACAAAUGAUUGCUGUUGGAGAACAAUGGACAAAAGGUUUAAGUUAUUUUAUGGAUAAAUUUACUGUCUAUCCAUUUGUAUGCAUUGGAUCAUAUUUGGAAGCUGCUGCAUUUAAUCGUGUACAAGUUAAACUCUUUAUACUUCGUAUGGAGGAUAAACAUGCAAAAAUUUUAGAGACAAUAAACAAAUUAUUGGAUUCAAACACUGAGAAGACAAUGAUUAUUUGUACUAGUGUAAUAGAGGCAAAAAAUUUAAAUGAAUUUCUACGAGUAAAUGAAAAAAAAACUCUUCUCGCUCACAGUGAAAUGCUUUUUAACGCUGUUCAUGAUAUCAAGCAUGAAUGGGAUAAUAGUGUUUCUGGAGUUUAUCCAAUUCUUAUUUGCACAGACGAUAUUCUUUCGGAUUUAAAUAUAAAAGAUGCAAAAUGUUUGAUACAUCAUUCUAUCAAUUCAACUAAAAAAACAAGAUUUUAUUAUAGAUUUUCAACAUUAAGAGCCCAUUGGCAGAGGACUGACGUGAGAUGUAAAGUUUUUAUCAUGGUGGAUUUCAGUAAUAAUAAACAAUUCAAUGGUUUAUUGGAUAUUAUGAAAAGACUUCACGCUUCUUUACCAGCAGAAUGGAUUAAAUCAGCUAAAAUUAUUGCAUUAAAUUUGGAUAAAGAAAAAAGGGCUUAUCCAAUUUGUGACAAUAUAAAAGCAAUGGGUUUUUGUCCAAAAAAUCCAAAUUGCUCCUAUAGACAUUGCAUUCUUAGUCCUGAAGAUGAUCCAAAAAUUGAUGUACAAAUAGGAGAUAAGGUGGAAUUAAUGGUGACAUAUAUACAUAAUGCAUCGCAUUUCUCUGCGAGAUUGGUAAAAUGCUACAAAACAGAUCAAAAAGAGCCAAUCACUUAUCCUUCAGAUGUUAAACUUUCAAUUGAAAUACAAAAUUUCUUCUCCAAUGUCGAAAAUAGAAAGGGACUUAAAAUUAUAAAUGUUGGAGAUAUUUGCGCUAUGGAAGAUACUAUCGAUAAUUAUUUGAGAGUAAAAGUUUUAAGUGUUGUAGCAAGAAAUGAAUUCGAUGAACCUUCAGAGGUUAUUGUGAAAUUUAUUGAUUAUCAUUCUGAUUUUAUAACAGUCAAGACAAGUAAAUUAUUGGACAUACCAAAAAGGCUUGGACAAUGGCAAACACACAAUUUUGAUGUUUAUUUAAAUAAUUUAGAAGCGUACGACAAAGAAUAUGAAUGGGAUAAAUGUGCAGAUAAGGCUGCUGCUAAUUGGUUUGAGGAUUUCUACACAUCAAAAUGCCAUGUGAUUGCAAGGGUAAAUCUUCAUCUUGAAAAUACUUUUUGGGUGAGCACAUUGGAAAUGAGAACGAAAAUUUCUGGAUUUCCUGAAUUUACUGUAUCAUCGUUACGUAAUUAUUUGAUAGAAAAAAAUCAUGCCAUUGAAAAUAAAGAACAUUUACCACAAUUAUAUCAACUUUGUAAAAGCGGUGGACUAGAAUUGAAAGAUUUAAAAAUUGAUGAAGAUUUUAAUGAACAUGAACAAGUGGAUUAAAUUUUUUUUAUCAUAAAAGAAAAAAGAAGACCGAGGUUUUUAUUUUUAUAUUUUAAAAAAUGACUCUCAAUCCACGUAAAAGUAUUUUUUUUAUUUUUAUAAUUAUAAUUAAAUUUUUGUUCUAUAUUCAUGAAUUAUUAUGUAAUUAAUCAACAAAGUGAUAAAAAUAUAUUUUGCAAUAGCAAAGAAUUUAUAAAUUUUUCACAAAAUGAAAAAUAAACGUUUUUUAAAGAAAAAAAAAA
This is a messenger RNA of Leptopilina boulardi, 3569 nucleotides long. RefSeq names its product putative ATP-dependent RNA helicase TDRD12 (gene BoYb). The coding region runs from base 232 to 3327 and encodes 1031 amino acids. The transcript has 18 exons. The record is from RefSeq and is a predicted model, not a curated record. Gene Ontology annotation, biological process: germ-line stem cell division; transposable element silencing. Lineage: Eukaryota; Metazoa; Arthropoda; Insecta; Hymenoptera; Figitidae. Gene Ontology annotation, molecular function: ATP binding; metal ion binding; nucleic acid binding.